GGGCGGUCUUCUAGGCCGGAAGGGGCGGGAUUUGACGGCGGCGGCAGAUCGCGAAGAAUGGAUACCGCCUUCACGUUGCUUGCCGGCAGCUCGCGCCGGCUAGUGGCCGAGCUGCGUGACGCCCUGGACUCCUGCGCCGAGCGACAGCGGCAGCUGGAGCGGAGCCUGCGAGUCUCCCGGCGGCUGCUGCGUGCCUGGGAACCAGCCGAGACCCUGGCUCCGGAGCCAACCCCAGGGCCAGAAACUAAUGAAGAGGCCCCAUCUGCAGCAUGCAUACCCAGCCCGCAAGACCUCAAGGAGCUGGAGCUUCUGACCCAGGCACUGGAGAAGGCUGUACGGGUGCGAAAAGGCAUAUCAAAGGCUGGAGAAGGAAACAAGGCCCCCAGCCUGAAGUCUGGAUCCAUUGCCACUUCCCCUGCCACCAGAGCCUCUUACCCACCCAGCACCUCACACAGGGCUGGCAGCCGUGCAUCAGAGACAAAACCUCCCAGGGGCAUCCUCCAAACCAGGGUGCCUACCAAGGACCUCCCUGAGCGCAGGCGUCUGUCAGUGGGGGAUCAGGCCUGUAUGGGGCAAGGGACUGGAGCCACCAAGCCUAAAUCAGGCCUCAGGAACGAACAAAUAGUCCUGUCGGCUGCUUCUCAGGCCCCAGAAGCUUUUACACUCAAGGAUAAGGGGAUCCUGCUGCAGCUGCCUGAGGCCUUCAGGAAAGCGGCUUCCCGGAAUUCCCGCCUGUGGGCCCAGCUCAGCUCUACACAGACCAGUGAUUCUGUGGAUGCUGCUACCACCGCCAAAACGCAGUUCCUCCAGAAAAUGCAGACAACUUCAGGCUGGCCUGGCCCCAGGCUCAGUGCCACCGAGGUGGAGGCAGAGGUGCGGCACCUGCAGAAGGCCUGCUUGCUGCUAAGACUUCGAAUGGGGGAAGAGCUCACGGCAGACCCCAAGGACUGGAUGCAGGAGUACCGCUGCCUGCUCACCUUGGAGGAGCUGCAGGCCAUCGUGGGGCAGUGUCUCCACAGGCUGCGGGAGCUAUGCACAGUGGUGGAACAGCAGCUGGGGCCGUGGCCUGAGGGGAGGUUCCCCAGGGCCUCCUUGCCCUGUGGAGGAGGAGCAGACCCUAUCUGGAGCCCCCAGUUGCUUCUCUACUCUAGUACCCAGGAGCUGCAGACCCUGGCGGCCCUCAGGCUGCGGGUGGCCAUGCUGCACCAGCAGAUCCACCUGGAAAAGGUCCUGAUGGCCGAACUCCUCCCCCUGGUGAGCAAGCAGGAGCCGCUGGGGCCACCCUGGCUAGCGCUGUGCCGGGCUGUCCACAGCCUGCUCUGUGAGGGAGGCCAGCGCUUCCUCACCAUCCUACGAGAAGAUAAGCCUGCUGACUGAGCCCUUCCCAUGGCCAGGCCCACCCCCAGUCCCCCAGAACCCUGCAGCAAAGGCAGGCUGGCUCUGCCUCUAGCCUGACUGUCGGUGAGAGCCCCCCUUCCCUAGGAGGAAUCAAAUGAAUGGGCAUUGAGGGGACUUUCACUGGUACAGUGAGCCAGGGGCCCAGAGAUGCUUGUACCCCCUUAGGAAACCAGGUUUCCAAGGGGCGGGGACUGCCCCCUGGCUCUUCCUGAGGAACUUAGGGCCUUUCUAAUGGCUGCUAAAGCUGCUGGUCAGGGCUCAGCUUGGCUUGGCUUUCCACAGGCUCAGGAGACCUGAGACUGGUGGGGGCUUUUCUUAGCUACUUCUGUUUUCUCUUGCUGUACACUUAAAAGCUACUUGUGUGACAUUAAAACUACUUUAGAAAGUUUAUAUAUUUAAAUCAUA
This is a messenger RNA of Orcinus orca (killer whale), 1803 nucleotides long. It is a transcript of the gene TEDC2, whose product is annotated as tubulin epsilon and delta complex 2. The transcript has 10 exons. NCBI's taxonomy places the organism in Eukaryota, Metazoa, Chordata, Mammalia, Artiodactyla, Delphinidae. The coding region runs from base 58 to 1377 and encodes 439 amino acids. The record is from RefSeq and is a predicted model, not a curated record.